Messenger RNA from Seminavis robusta, 1132 nucleotides. The record is from the annotation of a GenBank genome assembly. NCBI's taxonomy places the organism in Eukaryota, Bacillariophyta, Bacillariophyceae, Naviculales, Naviculaceae.
CUGCACCGUGCACCCCCACUACUUCUAUUGUGUGACUUUGUAGCUCUAGCUAGAGACCCCCCACAGAUACUUUAGCACAAAUAUUAUUAUUGCGUUGUCCUGAUCGAGCAAAAGAUACACAACCAUACCCUCCACCCUCCACCCUCCACAAAUUAAUCAAAUCGUUCUACUAGUCUACUCUACUAGCUAGUAUUGCAAUUGCUGCUGAGCUACUCCACUACAGUACCUAAUAGCUGCUGUACUAUCUCCACUAUAUCCGUUAAUUGCCUGCUUCUGUUUUGACUUGACUGAACGAGAGAGAGAGUGACAAUGACAAGACUACUAUUCAUACGGCGUACCACUACAGCUUUACGACCGCCCUUCUUGCUGUUAUUAUUAGUAUCACUACUGAUCAUUCUACCCACCACAACAUCAGCCUAUCGAAUGGGCGAUGCGAUUGACGCCGAAAUUUCGAUUCCCAAGAAACAAGCCUCAGGUGCUACCACUAGUGCUACUAAUAAGAAUGAGGAGAUUGCGUUGAAACGAAGUCAAAUGCCGUUAUUUGGCAUGAGCACAUCGUCCAAAGUCCAACUGGGCGAUGCUCCCAAAUUCUCACUCGUGUUGGAAGAAGGCUUUCGAUCGUUGCCCGUCGUUUGGCUCAAAAAGGGUAGUAGUGCUACUAGUAGUGAAAUAAUGGUAUUGGAAUCGUUGGAAGUUCAAUUGGUCUUUUCCAGAAGCAGUGGCGAAAUUCAUGCCCUUCAUCAUACACCCAAAUACAGCAAGGCCGACACUGCCGAUAGCAAUCGAGACAAUCAAGAAAUCACGCUUCGCUAUAAUUGGAUCGAAGAAGAAUCGGUCGAUUUGAACGGAGGAGCCUUUGUCAUGUUUUUGGCGGUAUUCAUUGUGUCGCUCUUCUUUUUGAUUGAUCUCUGUGGACUCUGUGCAGACAAUGACGAUAUUUACGACACUAUCGGCAAUCAAGAUCCCUACUAUUCCAACCCCAAUAUCAACACUACGACAACCUACGAUCAUAAUAAUCCAAUCGAUCCAAUGGCAGUCAUGAGUGGAGGCAGACCGGCUCCCAAGUACGAGUAAUGCGAUCCAAUUUAAAAACAAAACAAUUCAACUAUAGAGAUAUCUCCGUUUGAGUUUG